Cuculus canorus (common cuckoo) is the source of this 1567-nucleotide messenger RNA. RefSeq names its product LIM domain only 4 (gene LMO4). Bases 475 to 972 code for a protein of 165 amino acids. NCBI's taxonomy places the organism in Eukaryota, Metazoa, Chordata, Aves, Cuculiformes, Cuculidae. The record is from RefSeq and is a predicted model, not a curated record. The transcript is spliced from 5 exons.
GCUCUGUCAGUAACACAUGUGAGAGCGGAGCGGGCGGCGGGCGCGCACGCAGGGACACUCGCACCCUCGCGCCGGGCGGAGCGGCCUCACCCCGCAGCGGCGCCCCGAGCCGCCGGGCCCUCCCCUCCCCUCCGAGCCGCCUCGGGAGCUGCCGCCGCAGCACCACCAGAGGAAGGGGAGGAGGUGCGGGGGAAGCGGUACAAAGUGAAGCCACAUUGCCAAACUUCCCCGGCGAUUGCAGCAGCGAGCGGCGCCGGCGCCCUGCGAGCGGCUCGGGGCCGGCCCUGCAGCUCCCCUGCGGCCGAGCGGGAGGGAGCGGAGGAGGGCUGCCCCUGCCCGGCCGGGGGGGCUCCCGGAGCCCAGCGCGCACGGAGGAGGGCGAGCGCCGCUGGCGGCUCUUGGCACGGACACCUCCUCGGGCGCCCCGAGCGACGUCGCUCCGCGGCCUCUGGCAAUAUAGAGGGGAAGCAGGCCAUGGUGAACCCCGGCGGGAGCUCGCAGCCGCCCCCGGUGCCCGCGGGGUCCCUCUCGUGGAAGCGCUGCGCGGGCUGCGGGGGGAAAAUCGCCGACCGGUUCCUGCUCUACGCCAUGGACAGCUACUGGCACAGCCGCUGCCUCAAGUGCUCCUGCUGCCAGGCCCAGCUGGGGGACAUCGGCACCUCCUGCUACACCAAGAGCGGCAUGAUCCUCUGCAGGAACGACUACAUCAGGUUAUUUGGGAAUAGCGGUGCUUGCAGUGCCUGUGGACAGUCCAUCCCUGCUAGUGAGCUGGUCAUGAGGGCACAGGGCAACGUCUACCAUCUUAAGUGUUUUACAUGCUCUACCUGCCGGAAUCGCCUGGUCCCCGGAGAUCGGUUUCACUACAUCAAUGGCAGUUUAUUUUGUGAACAUGAUAGACCUACAGCUCUCAUCAAUGGCCAUUUGAAUUCACUUCAGAGUAAUCCACUACUGCCAGACCAGAAGGUCUGCUAAAAGGUCAGAGUAAUGCAGAAUGCGUGCCUUCAUCUCAAAUUUUGUUCAUCACAGAUGGAUCCCAUGUCUCCAAGUAGACAAGUCACCUUUGUAGCUAGCAUCAAUGCCAGCUCCAUACCAUUGCACCUUCUUUAUUCUCGAUUGCCCUUCCCACAUUUAUUGGUGUAUUAAAAUGACUGAAUAUGAACAUUAAGGACUCCAUGAACCUGGGCUAAUGGGAGACUGUAGAGAAAAUGAAAAAAGAUCCACCGGAGGACAUCUUUGGGGGGGCGGGUGGGGAAGAUGACUAAUGAAGCUAAUUAAAAGAAGCAUUGAAAUCUGCUUUCUACCCUCAUUAACAAUUAGCAGGGCACUGGCCAGUUUGUACCCUGUGUUUUACCUUAACAACAUUCUAUUUGCUCUUUGUAUAUUUAAGUGUUGUAAGGAAAUGUGUUUCAAUCAAACUGAACAUGAGAUAAAGAUGUGGCUUUUGUGAUAUUCUAUCACAAACACUUUUAUUGUAUCUCUGUAAAAUACAAUGUAUGUAUGCAUGUAAGUGUUUUUGUCCUAAUGUUGCUACUUCCCAUGGCAAAAAAAAAGAAAAAAAAAAACAAAA